Messenger RNA from Chenopodium quinoa (quinoa), 1775 nucleotides. RefSeq names its product UDP-D-apiose/UDP-D-xylose synthase 2-like. The transcript is spliced from 9 exons. Gene Ontology annotation, molecular function: carboxy-lyase activity. The record is from RefSeq and is a predicted model, not a curated record. NCBI's taxonomy places the organism in Eukaryota, Viridiplantae, Streptophyta, Magnoliopsida, Caryophyllales, Amaranthaceae. Bases 118 to 1284 code for a protein of 388 amino acids.
UUCCAUCUCACACUCCCCUUUUCCCACUCGCACACCGAGAGGAGAGAGAAAAUCCAAAAUCCCAAAAUAAUUUUGUUAGAGAGAGAAAGCUUGGUUAGAGAGAGAAACGAAUCAACAAUGGCGUCCUCUACCAGAGUAGAUCUUGAUGGAAAUCCGAUUAAGCCGCUGACUAUUUGCAUGAUCGGUGCUGGAGGUUUCAUUGGCUCUCACCUUUGUGAGAAGCUCAUGUCUGAAACUCCUCACAAAGUUCUUGCUGUUGAUGUUUACAAUGAUAAGAUCAAGCAUCUUCUCGAACCUUCUACUCUUCCUUUUGCUGAUCGAAUUUCGUUUCACCGGAUUAAUAUUAAGCAUGAUUCUCGCCUUGAAGGUCUCAUUAAGAUGGCGGAUCUGACCAUCAAUUUGGCAGCGAUCUGUACUCCUGCUGACUACAACACUCGUCCACUCGACACAAUCUACAGCAACUUCAUUGAUGCAUUGCCAGUGGUUAAGUACUGUUCUGAGAAUGGCAAGCGUCUCAUUCACUUCUCUACUUGUGAAGUCUAUGGAAAAACCAUUGGUUGCUUCCUUCCCAAGGAUAGUCCUUUGCGCCAGGAUCCUUCAUACUUUGUUCUCAAAGAAGAUGAAUCUCCCUGUAUCUUUGGUCCCAUUGAUAAGCAGAGGUGGUCCUAUGCAUGUGCAAAGCAAUUGAUUGAGAGGCUUGUCUACGCGGAGGGUGCUGAAAAUGGUCUCGAGUUCACAAUCGUGAGACCUUUCAACUGGAUUGGCCCCAGGAUGGAUUUCAUUCCCGGAAUUGAUGGUCCUAGUGAAGGUGUUCCAAGAGUUUUGGCUUGCUUUAGCAAUAACCUACUGCGUCGUGAGCCUUUGAAGCUUGUGGAUGGUGGUGAAUCCCAGAGAACUUUCAUCUACAUCAAGGAUGCCAUUGAAGCUGUACUAUUGAUGAUUGAAAAUCCUGGCAGGGCAAAUGGGCACAUCUUCAAUGUUGGCAAUCCUAACAAUGAAGUUACUGUUCGACAACUUGCUGAAAUGAUGACCAAGGUCUACUCGAAGGUGAGUGGAGAGUCUGAAUUGGAAACACCCACUGUUGAUGUUAGCUCCCAGGAGUUCUAUGGUACAGGAUAUGAUGACAGUGACAAGAGAAUUCCUGACAUGACCAUCAUCAACAAACAGCUUGGUUGGAACCCCAAGACAUCUCUGUGGGACUUGCUGGAAUCGACCCUCACAUACCAACAUAGGACAUAUGCAGAGGCAAUCAAGCAGGCCAUAUUGAAACCAGUUGCCAGCUAAAGAUAGAAGAGAGAACGAAUUUCAGUGUGCCUGAGUAUAGUUGUGAUGCUCAGGGGGGUCACGCUUUGUUUAGCUGCUGUCUUCAAAUUCUUUUAGCAGAACUCUGAAAUAUGUCUAAAAUGGUUGAUUCACAUAUAUCUUAAUUUUUUCCUUUUUUUUUUUUUUAAUUUUUGUGUCGUUCUUAUGUGGGUAGUCGUGUUGAUGUUAUACUCAGUUGUAAUCUGGGGAGGGUACUUUAAAAAAUUAGGGGUACUAUAAGUGGUGCUGUAAUGUACUUGAUAGGGGUGUUAGACUGUUGGCAUAAUUGGGGACUAUAUGUGGCGAAACUGCUGAAAUGUUAUUAGUCUCCGAGAACAGGGACGUGUUUAUCUGUGAAAUCAGCUAUAUCUGUUUGUCGCAUGGAGAUAAGAAAUGCAAUGUACUACUAUAUAUUUUGAUUACAUCAAGUACGGUGUUCUUUCUUUGAUGAAUUGUAGAUAGAUUAUGUGCUU